AAGGAGUAAGUUCAAUCGGACUUUGCUCACUGCACUUUGUAAUGAUAGUUCCUAAAUCCGGUUUGAUCUAAUAAGCCGCUUGUUGAGUGCAAGUACUACAGUUGAGUUCAUGCAUUCGCGUGAGAACGACUCUCUCAGCGCAUAAUUAGAGCAAACAUCGGUGUGCGUUUGCUUUAAAAUAUUCUGUGAAUGCGAAAAAUUGCUAUAUGUACACAGAAUACUUGGUCGUAGGUUGGUAGUUGUUGUUGUCCAACGAAGUCAAUGGUGGGGCACGUAUGAAAAUUUAUUUGAAUAAGACUUGUAUCCAACAACAACGAGCUGUGCAAAAGAAAUGCGAAAAAUCGUUAAAUUUUAAACAUUUUUGAAUCGAACAGAGAGGCCAAUAUGUAACAAACUCUUGUGAAAAAUACUAAGAACUUUGAUUAGUCUCAUACUUGAACGAACCAACAAGCAGUUGGCCUCGAAUUUGUAAUCGGCUACCAUUUGUAAACAAUCUGUUGAACAAAAAUAACUGCGACAUAACAGUUUACAGAUGGUAAACCAGUAGCUACCGCAAAGCUUAAGUUUACACAAUAUUUCUUGCCACGGUAGAAUAUUUCGAUUGCCGGUCUGACUCGGUGAAUGACUCCGCAUGAUGAGAUCCCACCCGAAAAUUACUUUAACCUUCAGCGCACAGAAUUUUCGCCAAUGAAUUUGCAAAAAAAAAUAUGUGCAAGCAUUCCGCCAAAAUCACUCCUCCAAUCAGAUGAGAUUUAAAGCAACUUCGGAUUAUUUUCCAACCUCCCCCAACCAAUCGACGCGCCGCUUCUGAGUCUGCUUUCCACGGCUAAUGCCAACCAUCGCGUGUCCCAGUCGCGCGUCUUCUCUGCAUUCAAGACCAAGCACCUAUGAACCACUUUUUCGAGCCGCACAUACGUAUGUGCAGUGCAAUUGGUUGGGAAAUAAUCCCGCCGCAUUUACACCAGUUUUAACCUAGCAAGGCCACUCGUGUUAUGAGCGGCUCUAGACCCGGCAUUCCACCCCGCUCUAUCCAUUCGUCCAACGGUACGGAAAAACGGAACCUGAUUGUGAACUGCCACCCGGUCACAAGCAGGCUAAAGCCUGUUUUCAUAAAAGGGGCCCACAUUUUAUCGAAGCUUGUUGGUUUCUAUUUCGCUGGGACAACCCGAACGCACCUAGAACUUUCUGGUUUUGCGGUUCAUUGGCAGACUAAUUGCUGACUUUCGAUUGCAAAACUUCUGUUCCAAUUCUGUUCGUUGAAGGUGAGUAAGAGGUACGCUAGUAAUGAACUCUUUGAAACGGGUUAUUGACUGCUGCUGGCGAUAAAUAGCCAAGCCAAAGCGAUGCGAAAAGACUUCGAGAAGGUGAUCAGCCAGCAGUGUGGCGGCUGCUUAGGUGGCGUCAAAUGGUUUAGCACGGGUUGCGCACGGGGCUGAUCGGCACGGGGAGGGGAUCGCCGACGUUCUUGGCAGCUCCGUUUCCUACUGUUCUAGCGGUGUACGAGUGUGCGAGCUUGCAAUUAAAGUGAACGUUUUAUUGAAGUCGCUGGAGAAGUGAUCAGUAUCAAAUCGGUGAUGAAACAAGCAGGUCGGGAAGAGCGCCGUCGUGUUCUGUGAAUCUCCCCGCCAGCAGUAGCAGCUGUUAAGUGGUACGAAUAGUGAAUAUUGGACAUUACCGUGCGUAGUGCGUGCGUCACUGAAGAUGAAAAGAGUUAAAAAUCCAAGGCUAUGGAUCGGUUUGCGACCAAUUAAGGCACAGCUGGAAACGGCAAAGUUUAUGUUUUUCCAUGGAACGCAGUUCGAUGACCAUGAAGUGUUUGAACUUGACCAAGCUGAUAAAAUCGUGCGCCACCCCAAGUUCGACCGUAACAAACGUACGGUCAUGUACUUCCACGGGUACAUCGAAUCACCGGAAGUGGAAAGCGUGCACGUGAUCGUCGAUGCAUAUCAGAAGCGAAAUGACCAUAACCUUAUUAUUCUCGACUGGACUCAGUUGGCCGAUGGAAACUACUUGUUGGAAGCCGUCCCCAAUUGCCGAAAGUUAGGACACAAACUUGGAUCGGUUAUACUGGCGAUGGUUGACGCCGGCUUAGACGUUGAUAAGCUACACUUAGUUGGACAUUCACUAGGUGCUCAGCUGGCAGGUUACGCCGGUCGAACCGUGUUAUCUAAAUCCGAUAAAAAGAUUAAGCUGAAAAGAAUUUCAGCACUGGAUCCAGCAUUCCCACCAUUCUACCCCGGUGUGUUUGUGACGCAUCUGAGCGAAAAAGACGCACAUUUUGUGGACGUCAUUCACACAGACGCCUGGCUAUACGGAGCACCAGUUAGCACAGGGACGGCUGACUUUUGGCCUAACAACGGCAAAACACUUCAGCCAGGUUGUCCCAAAAGAAACUAUAAACCACUGACAGAUAAUGUAGUGCCAUUCAAGCUGGACUCACCCGAAGCUCAUGCCUGUCGCUACGCAUAUCUCUGCAGCCAUCGACGGUCCUGGUGGUUUUGGGCGGAAAGUGUUGCCGAGCGACCAACGGCCAGCUUCCACUCGGUUCGAUGUAAGUCCUGGGGAGACUUCAAAGAGGGCAAAGUAGACCGGUCCGCACAGAUUGCACACAUGGGAAUCGACUGCAGUGCUGAUGCCAAAGGGGACUACUACCUGCAGACGAAUGGAAACCCACCCUAUUCAAGAGGUGUUGCGGGCGCCAAAUAUGAAUAACAGUGGGUUUGCAGCAGUCGCCGUUACCAGUCUUAGCAUUAAGUAUAGUACAAAAUUUAUUGAAUUCGAUAUCAUACUUAAAAUAUUCCCGGGAACCCAAAGCAUGCGAGAUUAUUUAGAUUAGUUCGCAAGGAUCGCUGUUCUUCUAUUGAUAUUACUCUGGGAAACAGUAUACGAAUUUUCGGGUGUGUCUGUAAUAUAGAAGAUUCGCACGUUAUAUCCUUUCUGAUAAUCUCCAAAUUUGCAGUCUGUUAGAAUAUGCUUUUAGUGCACUUAACAUUGACGAAGCAGGCUAUGUGUAUUUUUUGAGUUUCAGUCCGUGCAUUAUAAUUGAAGAUAAAUAAAUUUUUGUUACGCUUGAUUAUUGGAUCUGCUAUAAUUUA
Molecule: messenger RNA, 3095 nt
Organism: Wyeomyia smithii (pitcher-plant mosquito)
Lineage: Eukaryota; Metazoa; Arthropoda; Insecta; Diptera; Culicidae
Product: endothelial lipase
Exons: 8
Coding region: 1702-2712 (336 amino acids)
Biological process (GO): lipid metabolic process
Molecular function (GO): lipase activity
Source: RefSeq, a predicted model, not a curated record